AUGGAUCAUGCUGCUGAUGCUCAAAGAACUGAUUUGAUGACCAUAGCUCGUUAUGCUCUUAACGAGCAGUCCAAGCAUCCGGAGGCAUGCGGCGAUUUCACCAUCUUGCUCAACCACAUUGUUCUCGGUUGCAAAUUUGUCUGCUCCGCUGUUAGCAAGGCAGGUCUUGCAAAAGUAAUUGGACUUGCUGGAGAGACCAAUGUUCAGCUGAUAGUUCUUUACGAAGUUUUUCCAAUGUCCUUCCUGGUUGAGCAAGCUGGAGGUCAAGCUUUUACUGGCAAGCAACGGGCUUUGGACUUGGUUCCAAAGAAGAUACAUGAGAGGUACCCAGUUUUCCUUGGAAGCUAUGCUGAUAUUGAGGAAAUUAAACAACUUUAUGGGGCUACUUAA
Prunus dulcis (almond) is the source of this 390-nucleotide messenger RNA. Its product is annotated as fructose-1,6-bisphosphatase, cytosolic-like. Lineage: Eukaryota; Viridiplantae; Streptophyta; Magnoliopsida; Rosales; Rosaceae. Gene Ontology annotation, biological process: gluconeogenesis; sucrose biosynthetic process; fructose 1,6-bisphosphate metabolic process. Gene Ontology annotation, cellular component: cytosol; cytoplasm. The transcript has 5 exons. The coding region runs from base 1 to 390 and encodes 129 amino acids. The record is from RefSeq and is a predicted model, not a curated record. Gene Ontology annotation, molecular function: fructose 1,6-bisphosphate 1-phosphatase activity.